AUGCGCGACGCGCGCGACGACGACUUUCUCGAUUGGAUGCGCGCGCGCGGGGUGACGCGCGACGACGCGCGGUGCGCGGUGCGCGGCGACGGCGACCGCGGACGAUUCGUCGAGUGCGCGCGCGCGACGCUGGCGGUCGGGACGACGCUGGCGACGAUACCGAAGAGCGCGUGCCUGACGACGGCGACGAGCGCGCUGGGCGCCAUCGAGGGCGCGCGCGGAAGCGGGGUCGUCGGUCUGUGCGUCGCGGUGGCGCACGAGCGGUCGUUGGGAGCGAAAUCGACGUUUGCGGCGUAUUUAAAGACGCUGCCGGCGCGAGAGGCGCUGCCGUCGACGUUCGCGGCGGACGACGAGGCGCGGAGAGCGCUGCGGGGGACGACGGUGGAGGGGAUGCUCGGGGCGGACGAACGCGCCAUCGCGGAUGAUUAUCACGCGUUCGCGCGCGAGAUGAAGGAGCGAUUCGCGCGGCGCGGCGUGAAGAUGCCGACGCUGGAGGAGUUCAGGGACGCGGCGACGCUCGUCGCGAGUCGCGCGUUCUUCGUGGACGACGCGCUCGGGCAGGGGUUGGUGCCUUUCGCUGAUUUGUUUAAUCAUAAAGGCGGUUCAGACGGCGCUCAUUUUAACGUCGUUGGAUGCGAUGACGCGGACGCGGAUGCGCUGACGCUGGUGACGUGUCGAACGGCGAAGCGGGGCGAAGAAUUAUUCAACUCGUUCGGCGACGACCACGACAACACCGUGUUGUUGUAUAAAUAUGGGUUUGUCGAACGCGAUAAUCGCGUCGCUACGAGUUCAUUCGGCUUUGGGCUGUUGCGCGACGCCGGCGACAUCUCGUUCGAGAGCGUUCAUAGUUGGAUGACUGAGAGUUACGACGGGGUGGAUGAGCUCGAAGUCGACGCCAACGGCGCCAUGUCGCGCCCACUUUUAGCUUUACUUCGAAUCGCGUCGUUCGAAUUUCUUAGAGACGUGGACAGCGGUGAUGACGAAAGUCAUUCGGACGAUGUAGACUAUGAUACAUCGAUCGGCGUUUUGCUCGAGCGCACGAUGGCCGGAGACGAGUCCGAGGCUGAGAUUCUGGCGAGUGUCGACGACUACGUCGUACUGGCGUUAUUUCGUGGAAGAUUCAACGCAUAUCUCGACACAAAAGACGAAGAUCGUUGUGAUGACGAUGUUUCAUCUUUGUUACGAGAUGUAGCGCGCGAGAUCAAACGAUGCGCAGACUUGGCGAAUGAUGCGAGCGGAGUACGUCAACAGUUUGGGUCUGGGAUAAGCGGCGUGGCCGCUGCGUAUCACGUUCGCGCGGACGAGCUCGGGUUACUCAUGAAAGCAAUAAUUCGCGCGUUUGACUUCGGAGACGACGAAGAAACCAACGAAGACGUUCCAGAUACAAAAAAGCCCAAAUUAGUAGAAGUGGUGCCAGCGUACGCGCCGACCAUUUACAUCAAACCGAAAGAGUAG
This is a messenger RNA of Ostreococcus lucimarinus CCE9901, 1455 nucleotides long. RefSeq lists its product with no specific name. NCBI's taxonomy places the organism in Eukaryota, Viridiplantae, Chlorophyta, Mamiellophyceae, Mamiellales, Bathycoccaceae. The coding region runs from base 1 to 1455 and encodes 484 amino acids. Gene Ontology annotation, molecular function: protein-lysine N-methyltransferase activity; protein binding. The transcript has a single exon. The record is from RefSeq and is a predicted model, not a curated record. Gene Ontology annotation, cellular component: nucleus. Gene Ontology annotation, biological process: peptidyl-lysine monomethylation.